UUUAUUUUUUAGGUUAUUUGACGUUAAAAAAGAACUGAGGGAAUGGAUAUGUCAGUUCUUUUCCAACAAGCCUUCCAAGGAGCUUACUCUGAACAUGAUGCUAGACAACGACUCAAAUGAAGGAAUAUCCGUGAAUAUCAGGAUGAGACCCAAUCAUUAUCAACAUGGAAUAAUUACCUUUGUAUAUGGAUGUCUCGGUGGAAGAACUGCUGUCAUCGGACAUCAAGGAAACAAGCAUGAAACGCUGGCUGAAUAUGAUUCUUUGGCUAAUCGUCUAUUGAGCCAAAUUGCAAGACUUAUAGAAUCUAACAGUCUGAUAAUAUCCAGGAUGAGAUUAUUUGAUGAAACCAGCGAAAAGAAACUCAUUUUGGAGCAACUUAUACCCACGGAAAUAGUGUAUCAGAGCAGUUCUACUGGUUCCAAAGACAAAUCCAGUAGUGAAGAUGACGGAACACAUCUAAUAGUCUGUGUGCACGGCUUGGGUGGUUCCGAACGUGAUCUCCGACCUAUAAGACCUUACAUAGAGUCUGGAGUGACACAUGAGAAAAUUGACUUCCUAAUGUCUCGGUGCAACAUGCACUGCACCGUUGCUGAUAUUGAUUAUUUAGCCAGCCGUCUCCUAAAUGAAAUAUUAGCGCACAUAACAAGCAAAAAGCUCAUCAUUUCCAGGAUCAGCUUUAUCGGCUUUUCUUUGGGCAAUCUGAUAAUACGCUCAGCUCUGUGGAGACCUGAAUUUGAAGGCUACCUUGGAAACCUGCACACUUUCCUCUCCUUCGGUGGACCACAUAUGGGCCUUCUGUACCACAGCAGAUUUCUUUUUAAAAUUGGCCUGCAGUUACAGCAGCAGUUUGAUAGCUCUGUCUCCAUAUCACAGAUGGCUUUCACAGAUCACAAAGACCCAAGACAAAGGUUCCUCUACAAACUUAGCCAGAAAACAGGCUUGGAGCACUUCAAGAAUGUGAUUCUAGUGAGCGCGUUACAGGAUUACAUUGUUCCCUAUCACUCCACUCGUAUUGAAAUGUGCAAAGAUGCUGUGAAGGGAAGCGAGUUAGGAACCGUUUAUAGUGAGAUGCUCCGAAAUGUCCUUGAGCCGGUUCUAAACAACAAGAACUGUAAUCUUGUGAGAUACGACGUCAGUUUCGAUCUGCCCAAAUCAGUCAAUUAUUUCAUUGGAGCUACCGGCCACUGCGCAUUAAUUUCAUCUUGGCAAUUUCUGGAAAACUUCUUUCAAAACGCUGGCCUGAAAUAUUUUGAAUAGAAGAAAUGUGAUGCCGGACAUAAAACUACUUGAAAUGCCAGAGACAUCAAGUUGCAGAACCUUCUCUACCUUGUUGCACAAUGAACUAAUGAUUUUGCUACAAAGACAGAUCUACAGUGCAAUGCCGACAUUAUAGACCUGACCUCAGGCCUCCUUGAUAUGGCUUCAAUCAUCCUGUAUGAACAUUUACCACUUAUGUUUUUUUACUAAUAAAGAAACCUUACAACACAUUAAUGAAUAAAACUUUUAUUUUAUAUAAAUAUGUAAAGAAGUUAUUAGAUAAUUAAGCAACUGACUUUAAAAAUACUGGAUGUGGAUUUUUUCAACUUUAGCUACUAUGUAAAUUAUGUAAAACACCCUCGAAUUCGACCCUCGAAGUAAAAUCCUAUGAAUUUGAAUAUUGAAUUUGAAGGAUUUACCGCAAAUCCUACGA
Messenger RNA from Xenopus laevis (African clawed frog), 1691 nucleotides. Its product is annotated as protein FAM135A-like. The coding region runs from base 95 to 1258 and encodes 387 amino acids. The record is from RefSeq and is a predicted model, not a curated record. The transcript has 12 exons. NCBI's taxonomy places the organism in Eukaryota, Metazoa, Chordata, Amphibia, Anura, Pipidae.